AUGCAAGAUCAUGAGAAAAUGAGUUAUAUAAGGAGUGCAGUUGCUCCAAUAAAGUUCAUUAUUUCUUUGAUUGUUUUAAAAUCUGAUCAAGAUAUGCAAAAUUCCUCUAAAUUUCAGGAAAAAAAUAUACCGUUUUAUUUUGUAUUGAGAAGUAGAGACGUUGAUGUAACAAUUUCGCCUAAUUCUACGCCUAUUUCUAAUACUACUAAUUCAUUAUCUAAUUCUAGUAUAUCUAGUACAAAUGGCCGUUCUCCAGAUUCUGUAGCGAGUAACUCUACUGAAUCGGCUAAUAAUGCAGUUGGUUCUGGUAAUUCAAAUUCGACGGUAUCUGAUGGAAAAAAUACAACUGAUGUGUCAAAAGAUGGAGCAAGCGGUUCCUCAUCUAAUGGAAAUGCUGACGAAUCAUUACAAUCCUCUUUAAAUGGUACUAAACCUAGUUCAUCCAGUGAUGCAACAGCAUCACUUGGAACAAUUAUUAUAACAAAAACAGUAACAGAUACAGUGACAAGUACAGUUACAAUGCCAUUUGCACCAUCUACAACGUCGUCUACUGAUGAUUCAACACAAGUUACGCUCUCGAAUUCAACUGAGACUUCAUAUGGGACUACAUUUGAAACUUCAUAUGAGUCUGCUACUAGAGGCACUACUGUUUCUCGUUCUAUUUCACAAGUUAGCACUUUUAGUAUGAGCCAGGAAUCUCAUACUUCUUUUCCAGCAGAUCGGUCGGACAAACGAGAACAGAAAUCUAGUCGAGCAUCCAAAAUUCCUCCUCGGAAACAAGUUGAAGAUUACAAUAUUAUGCCAAUUAUAACUGGUGAAACAGGGGGGAUACAAAGAACUAAUUAUCUUGAAAGAAAUCAACCCUAUGGUUCUGGUAUUGAUGAUUCUAAUAAAUGGGGAUAUAGAGGAUGGGGUCCAACAAAUGUUCCUCCUAAUAAUAAAUCACUCUUAACAAGAAAUAAUAGUAUAGCAUCUAACGCAUCUUAUGGACAUCAGAAGCAAGAUUAUUAUUCUAGAGUUAAUGAAGAUAAAGAUGUACCUCAAGUGGGAGUAGCUAGACAGAAAUCGUUAAAUCGCUUAAGUGGCAUGAUAAAUCCUGUUACUAGGGAUGAUUUUCAAAAUACAAAAUCUUUUAGGCCUAAGAAUUUAGCUGCUCAUAUUUCUGGCCCUGUUAAUGGUUCAUUCCACGAUACUUUACCAUAUUCCUCGAAUACACAGAAUGUUCCUACUGCAUCCUCUAAGAGCAAAUUACGGCAGGAUUAUAUUCCUUCUUCUAUGCAAGAAAGUUCAAUUGAAAAGCCAUACAGUUAUUCAGAUAUUCCGAAAUCAUUAACAAAUAGUCAAAAAAGGGCGUAUGAAGACAGACGAGAUAGUUCUCAAAGACACUCUAUAAUAUCUCAAAAGCAUUCUGAAAGGCCUCAAUUAUAUAAUUUUUCUAAAACUUCUUAA
Messenger RNA from Pneumocystis jirovecii RU7, 1449 nucleotides. RefSeq lists its product as uncharacterized. NCBI's taxonomy places the organism in Eukaryota, Fungi, Ascomycota, Pneumocystomycetes, Pneumocystales, Pneumocystaceae. The transcript is spliced from 5 exons. The coding region runs from base 1 to 1449 and encodes 482 amino acids. The record is from RefSeq and is a predicted model, not a curated record.